AUGUCCAUCAUCUUGCCUGACUGGGUGGCUCAUCACAAUGAUGACAAGAAGGGCAAGCUCUCCACCAUCUUCAGUGUCGCCGUUCAUCCCGACUCGAGUCGCCUUGCUACUGCAGGUCUGGAUACCAAGAUCCGCAUUUGGGCAACGGCUACCAUCCUCAAUCCAAGAGCCGAAAAUAACUCCAACUCACAUCGUCUCCUCUCCACUCUCUCAAGACAUACCGGCAGCGUUCUCGUAGUGCGAUGGGCAAAUUCUGGCCGAUUUCUUGCUUCUGGCUCCGACGAUACCGUGGCUCUCAUUUGGGAUCUGGAUCCGAGCGGCAUGGGUGGCGGUAGCUUUGGUUCCAGCGAGGUCAACAUCGAAAGCUGGAGGCCGUACCGUCGUCUCGCAGGUCAUGAAUCCGAUGUCGUGGAUCUGGCUUGGGCCGAUGAUGACGAAUUCAUUGCCACCGUCGGUCUCGACUCCAAGGUCAUUGUCUGGUCCGGCACCCACUUCGACAGGCUACGCAUCAUCGACGGUCAUCAGGGUUUUGUCAAGGGUGUCGUCUUUGAUCCAUUAGGUCAGUACCUCGCGACGGCCUCCGAUGACAAGACAGUCAAGGUGUGGCGCACAUCCGAUUGGGGCCUCGAACGCUCCAUCACAGACCCGUUCCUCACCAGUCCUUCUACCGCCUUUUUUCGCCGUCCAAGCUGGUCGCCCGACGGUAGCUUGCUGCUCUGUGCCAACGCCAUGAGCGGACCCGUCUUUGUAGCCAGCGUCGUCAAGAGGUCUAGCUGGAGCAGCGAUAUUUACUUUGUCGGCCACGAAAACGCCGUCGUGGUCACCGCUUUCAGCCCCAAGAUCUUUGUAGGCUUUGACGGCGGUACCCAUUCUUGCGUCGUCGCUUUGGGCUCGCUCGACCAGUCCGUCUCCAUCUGGGUCACCGGCCUCGAGCAGCCCGUUCUAGUGGCCAGGGACGUCUUUGAGCGUCAAGUCAUGGACCUCUCUUGGUCCGCCGAUGGCUACACGCUCUACGCCUGUUCCUCGGACGGUACCGUGGCUGUCUUCCACCUCUCCCCUGAGCUCAUCUCUGAUGCGCUCAGUGCCGAGAAGCUCGAGCAAUCACGUGCAAAGCAUGGUGUCAAACGCGUUCGAAAUGUCGCUGCCGCCACUAAUGGAGCAUUACCAAUCGGAACCUCAGAUCGACCCAACAUGCUUCAGCCACGCAAAGCAGGUCAAUCACAAGCAGCCAGAGCAUCAGUGCCGCCCGUGCCCAUCGCCGGUUCUGUGCCUCCCGUCCGUCCCAUAGCAUCCAGGACAGAACGUCUGCAUCAGACCAUCACCAUUACUAAGGACGGAAAGCGUCGCAUACGACCUACCCUCAUUGGCGAUGACUUGGAACCGUCGCAGGCAGUUUCUCAUCACCAUGCUUAUCAGCCAGCACCAACGUCACAUGCCUUGAUGCCAUCCAUCCAGCAGCACCAACUGCCAGCUAUGCGCGAGGCGAUUGGUGGAACCACGGUUGAUGGGUUUGGAGCUCGCCCCGGUGUCAACGGCAUCCAUGCAGGCAUGACAAAUAGCGUCUCCGAUGGCACAGCAGCAGCGGUAGUUGAGGCGGUCCUUGCUGCGCAGCGUUCGAACCCUGCUGCAAUGACCACGCCUAUGGCUGCUGCCUCAUCGAUGAUGCCCUACGUACCUAUCGGCCUACCAUUCGGAAUCAUGCCCGAGGGCGCCAGUCCUGAAGAUAUGAUGCAAUUCUGGACCGAGUUUCAGCAGCGCUUCAUGCGUGGCAAGAAGCGUAAAGCGGAAGACGCCGAGGCGGGAAGCGACUCGGACGACAUCGAGCCCAUUGGCAAACUGCAGAAAGGCAAGACGAGGGCCGACAUCGGUCGCACGCUGGGAAGCGAACACCCUCGCGACCCACCCGGUCCCAAAAAGGUCCUGAGGGAAGCUCUGACCGGCGCUAGCGGCAUCGUCGAGAAUGGCGUCCGCAAAGGUGUUCAUCUGGCUGUACCCGAGACACUGAGCAUCUAUCGGCGUGACGAGGACGGCUUGUCGAUCGAGAUCCGCAACUUUGACGAAUCGCGACCUACCGAGAUCGCAAGGCUCGAUCCCUCGGACAAGGAUCGUGUACUGUGGCUCGAUUUCAGUCCGACAGCGGCGACGCUGGCCACGGCCACCUCAUUUUUUUCGGCAGUGGCAUUGGAAGAUUCCACGGUGCUGAUCUAUUCGUCGCGCGGAGGAAGAAUUGGCAAUCUGCUGCUCGACUCGGCCUGCUAUCGAUUGGAAAGCAACGGGGUUGUUCUGAUGGCAGUGACUGUGGCUGGACUCAUGUACCGCUGGAACAUCCGUGCAGACCACGAGAUCCAUCGUCCAGUGUCGGUGCUCAAUCUACUCGGCGAUCCCGAGAACCUCUUCUCUAUAACAGUACAUGCCAACGGUGCGCCCAUCGUCAUUCUGCAGAGCGAAAAGGCCUACACGUUUGACGACAAGAAGCUUGGCUGGGUUUGCAUUAGCGAUGGCUGGUGGGCCGAGCAUUCGGAAGCCUGGGAUGGACGAACGCGCAGCCGCGGCAGCGAGGUGUCGGUUCGCGAUCCUGUGCGUGCAAUCGAGGCCGAGAUCAACACGAUGUACGUGCGUCGUGUGCACGGCGACAACCAGGUGGGAGCGCAGGAAGAAUCGGACGACGACCAGACACCGCCAGUCGAGAUGAGUGUUCCCGAAGACAAGAAGUCGGACUUUGUGAUUGCCGUGACGCUACGUCAUCUCGAAGCAAGGAUAUUGGCUGCAACGAUCCUCGAUAGCGCCAACGAGUACAAAAACCAUCUGAUCGCAUAUGCCAAACGUAUUGCUGAAGAAGGCAUCAAGAACCAGGCUGAAGACCUCAUCAAAUCGCUCAUCGGCCCCAUCUACUAUAAGCCCGAAAAGAACCAGGAUGCAGCGUGGCAACCCACGAUCCUUGGAUUUGACAAGCGUCAGCUGUGCGGUCAGGUGCUGCAGAUCUUGGCGAGACCCCGCAACCUGACUUCGCUCGUCCAGCCGUAUCAGGAGAUUCUGGCCAAUAUGAAAGCCUGA
Molecule: messenger RNA, 3054 nt
Organism: Mycosarcoma maydis (corn smut)
Lineage: Eukaryota; Fungi; Basidiomycota; Ustilaginomycetes; Ustilaginales
Exons: 1
Coding region: 1-3054 (1017 amino acids)
Biological process (GO): regulation of DNA-templated transcription; DNA-templated transcription; chromatin remodeling
Cellular component (GO): HIR complex; nucleus
Molecular function (GO): protein binding; nucleosome binding
Source: RefSeq, a predicted model, not a curated record